GAUAUAAACUUAUGAAACCACUCCUCGCUCGGUUCCACAAUCACCGGCGACGCGUUUGAACCCCUUUUUGUUGCGCGCGCCAUCAGCAGUUACUACUUGCUACUGAGUUACAAGAGUCCUUCGUUUUCUAUUCUUACAGCGCGCACAGCACGGCGCACACCUCGGGUGCGUCGCCGUUGCAGCAGAUGGCGUGGGACGUGGUGCACUGUCGCGGUUUGGAAUUUUAUGCAUAAAUUUAUCUUGAUAAUGGCGCAUAUAUGGCGGAAACUAUCCCAGGCCAUAGCAGGUUUGGAACCAAGGCAGGUUGGGCCACGGCGGAACAUUUGAGGGGAUGGUUGGGCACUCGCCCUACCUCAACGCCCCGGAACUCUUCCGAAGUACCCCGUUUUCCUGACUACGCCCGUUUUACUUCAUGCCAUGCAGAAAAACACUGUUCAGCCAUUACGCUAGAGCAAAGCCGGCACUUGCGGAUAGCCACGACCAGCAGUGAUCAAAGAUUCGACACUCACUGGCAGACCCAGAUCCUGGCAGUGCCACUUCAACCUGUACACGCCAGCGACACGUGGCCCGCACACGGCGCCCAGUCCUGCUCUUGUCCCACGGUUUCCAAUGCCCAGCGCGGGCCUGCUGCUAUCAGCGGUGCUGCUGGCGCUUAGCGCCGCCACCUGCCAAGUAGAGGGCUUAGGGCGGCGCAAAUUGCAGUCAGCCCCGAGCGCCGCCACCCCUAGCAGCAUUAAGUCACCGCCUUCUCCGCCGCGCCCGCCAGCACCCCCGCCAAAGCCGCCGUCGCCAGCGCGGAGUCCACCCAGCCCCCGGCCGCCCUCGCCAGCCCCGCCCUCUCCGCCUUCUCCACCCCGCCCGCCCACGCCACCCGGCUCCCCGCCCUUCAAUGGCACGAUGGAUGACGGUGGCGCCGGCCCCGCUGACGGCAACCCCAACAGCCCGGGUGACGGCAACGUCAAGCUGCCGUCUGUACCCAGCGACCAGCCGGAGCUGUACGGCGAGUGGAUGCUGAAAGCCGUCGGCAACAUUGUGGCCGUGCACAUGUGCAUGGUGCCCGGCACUGAGAAGUUCUUUUUCAUGGAGCGCCCCUCCGGCCGACACCCAGACGGAAAGAACAACAUUGUCGGUUACUACGAUUACCAGACCAACAAGUUCUUCAACGUCAAUUACACGGACUCCGUUUUCUGCGCCGGGCACACCGUGACUCAGGACGGACACGUGCUUGUGGUGGGCGGUCACAUCGCCAAGUCGGGUUACGGUGACGGCUUGAAGGCGGUCCGUGUGUUCUCACGCAAGACCCUGUCCUUCCACCGCAUUGCCAACAUGACCUACCCCCGCUGGUACCCCACCGCGACGCUGCUGCCUUCUGGUAUGGUCACGAUCAUGGGCGGCACUGUCCUGCCGGGAGCGGGCACAGGCAAGAAUCCCAUCUACGAAAUCUGGGAUCCCGCCAACCCCACGCAGCUCAUGCGUCGCAACCAAUCAAUCGGCAUGGUUGCUAAGACAAAUGACAUCUACUAUCCCAACACCUACGUGCUCCCCACCGGCCACCUUCUUAUGUAUUGCAAUCGUUACGGCGAGAUUAUGGAUCCCAUGGCCGCUAAGGUCAUCACUGCGAUGCCUAGUUGGAUGGCAGUUGCCAAGGGCGUCUUCACGGAGUACCCCUUCACCGGCACAAGCGCAAUGCUCUCGCUCAAGCCUGAGAACAACUACACGCCUGAGGUUGUUUACUUUGGUGGCCAGUUCAGCUAUGGCUGGAUCAAUACGACCGCAUCUCGACUGGCCCUCCGUCUCAAGGUGCACUGGGACGCGGCGGCCGGCAACUACACGUUCGGAGAUGGCUGGGUAGCGGAAAAGAUGCCGCUCCCGCGUGUGAUGGGUGAUGCGCUCGUCCUGCCCAACGGCAAGGUCAUUGUGCUGAACGGCGCCGUCAAGGGCCUCGCGGGAGACAACGCCGCGGGAGGUGCCGCCAAGGCCAACGAGCCCGCGCUGUGGCCCGUGCUGUACGACCCGGAUGCCCCGCUGGGCUCGCGCAUGACUGUCCUGGCGCGCUCCAACAUCCCGCGUAUGUACCACUCCACCGUCUCCAUCACCACGGAUGGCUCCCUGCUGGUGGCCGGCUGCGACCGAUGCGACAGGUAUUGGUGGACGUCCGACAAGCUGUCCAAGUCUCCGACGUCCUUUGCCGAGUACCGCAUUGAGGUCUACCGGCCGCCCAUGUGGUUCAAUGUGGCCGCCAAGCCCUCCAUCCUCAGUCUGGACCCCGGCACCUGGGACGACUACGACCAGGUGCACGUGAUGCAGUACGGUGCGCCCUUCGAGAUCACGUACGAGAUGUUCUACCUGGAGGACCAGGUGACCAAGGUGGCGCUGGUGGCGCCCAGCUCCACCACCCACUCCACCAACAUGAACCAGCGCGUGGUCGUGCUGGAGAUUAAGGACCACAACCCAACCGACCGCCGCCUGAUCGUGUCCGGCCCGCCCAACAUCAACAUUGCCCCGCCCGGCUGGUACAUGCUGUUCCUGCUGAACGGGGACGUGUACGGCCAGAGUGAGUGGGUGCGGCUGCCCGGGGACGCGCCGCGCCUGGACCCCUUCAUGGAGAACCUCAAAAACAGCCAGAAGGCCAAGUAAAUGAGUGAAUAAGUGACAGCUCAGGGCCUUUCUAACAUGCGUGCCCUUCCUUACCUUGCGGGAAUAGUGAUGAGGGAGCCAAGGUGGCUUUGUUGCGUUAAGCAUGCGCACGUCUCGAGUUAACGAUUUCCCUUUCUUAUCCUGCCUAAGCGCACAAGCACUGGUAUAGAGUAGGGUUUUGCACUGCGAGUUGCUUACCUACGACCGUGCGCCAGGCAGGUGGAGCAUCCGGGGAUGAAUAAGGCAACGGGGCAGUCACCCCAACAGGCGUGAAGGCCGACAGGCAUUCAUGCAUGCAGAUUGCCACAUGGCAAGCAUACGGUAUAGUGCAGCGCUAGCUAUGUAUGGUAGAGGCUGGACAUGGUGCUUCCAGUUGGGCUGUACAGAUUUCGGCGGGGCAGUAGGGUGCUACUAUCCUUGCGGUACGUGUGGGGUUGCCGCUUGUCGCAAUCGUGGAAUGGGCCUAGAUGGCACCCGCGGGGCAUGGGUGUGCCUGCGAAACCCCACACGGGGCCACGCGGGGCAUCACCAAGACACCUGAUGGCAUCAUGGCAAGCAAUAUGUUUGGCCUGAGGACCCCGUUAAUGCUGAGACCAGGAGAAGGUGAAAUGGGCGCGGUGUCUGUACGUCAUAGCGAAAUAUUGUUGUCAUAGCAUUCUUCAUUUCUCGCGGGCGUAAGCGCGUGUUUCUUGCUUUGGUUGUUACAGCUCGACAAUGACACGGCCUUGCACGGCAGUUUGGCGCACGGUUGAUGGGGGCGCGAUGGGACAGGCCGCAAGGGGCAGGUUGACGAGGUGUUGUAGUCCAGUGGCUGAUAUAGACCCAAGUCACGCCCAACCCAGACGCCAAUCAAACAUGGAGGUGCAGGGCCUUCUCCUGGGCACAACAGUCAACAGGCACGCACCCAACAACAAAAGCGGGAACUUCGGAGGGAACGCGCUCUUUGCUUGUGAAGCCGUGAUGG
Molecule: messenger RNA, 3601 nt
Organism: Chlamydomonas reinhardtii
Lineage: Eukaryota; Viridiplantae; Chlorophyta; Chlorophyceae; Chlamydomonadales; Chlamydomonadaceae
Exons: 7
Coding region: 610-2637 (675 amino acids)
Source: RefSeq, a predicted model, not a curated record